AGAAUAGACACCCCAGGCAUUUUAUUUCGGGUACCAGGCGUUUCUAUCCGGAGACUGGACCGCAGACCGGAAGAGGAUGGCGACCGCUUCUCUGAAGAGAUUUUGGACCAGAGGUCGCAGAGAAGCAGGUGGAGAAGGAACUAACGCGGCGCCUGCGAAACCGGGUGUGUGGGUGCGACUAGGUGCCUGGGCGCGCGCGCUGCUGCAGGACUACGGUGAGGCCUGCAGGGACGCGGCGGCGGCGGCGCGGGCCCGGCCUUGCCGCGCCGCCCUGUACUCUGCGCUGCUGGGCGGCGCAGCGGCUUGCUGCGCGCUGGCGCCGAGCGAGGCGGCCUUCGAGGAGGCGCUGAUUGAAGCAUCGGGAACUCUACUGCUGCUGGCGCCGGCCACGCGCAACCGAGACUCAGAAUCCUUCCUGCAGAGGCUCCUCUGGCUGAGGGGCCGCGGGUGCCUGCGCCAUGUAAACCUGGGGCUCUUCUCGCUCCUGUACGAGGCGCCCUUCGACGGCCAAGCCAGCCUCUACCGGGCUCGCUGCCGCUACCUGCAGCCCCGCUGGGUCGAUUUCCCGGGCCGAAUCCUGGAUGUGGGGUUCGUGGGCCGCUGGUGGGUCCUGGGGGCCCGGAUGCGAGACUGCGACAUCAACCACGACGAGUUCCUCCACCUGCCCCCGCAUUUGCGCGUCGUUGGGCCUCACCAGCUGCACUCCGAGGCCAACGAGCGGCUCUUUGAUGAGAAGUACAAGGCCGUGGUGCUCACCGACGAUCAGGUGGACCAGGCGCUGUGGGAGGAGCAGGUGUUGCAGAAGGAGAAAAAGGACAAGGUCACCCUGAGGCAGGCUGAGUCCCUUGUGCAGUCGGAGGUCGCUGGAUGAAAGCCAGCUAGGCACCAGACCUGACCCGGCUGCGAGCCCUGGCAGACUGUGUGCCCGGGAGGGUACAGCUGCUGAGAGUGGAACUGAGGUAUAUUACUUGCAGAAUGACCCUCGCUGGGUUGUCGAAAGUUUGAGGAGCCUUUCUCCCUGUCUCUGCUCCUUGUUAGUUAAAUCAAAUUUAGAGCCUUCUUGGUUCAGGAAUGGGGGGAGCAGAUCGAGUGACUUAACCGUGUACUGUUUAUCGCUGUCAGAGCUAGUGAUAAGCCCUUAUGUUGGCCUUUUUCAACUAGAAAUAUAAUGUAGCUCAAUGGUAAAGCACUUACCUAGCAGGUGAGUUGCUGUUUUCCAUCCCCAGCAUGGUAAAAACAAGACAAAAAUACAGUAGUCUCUCUUGUGGCCCACACAGUCAACCUGGUAGAGAGAUACUGCAUUGGUCAGGGGACUCUCUUGACACUCACUCCCUGAAACCAUUCAGUUCUGUUUUUGUUUUUUGUGAGUUUGUAGUCCUGAGGAUAAAAGCCAGGAUCGGCACUGAGCUACAUCCCUAGCCCUUCUUUAAAUUUUGUUUUAUUUCGAGACAGGGUCUCACUAAAUCACUGCUGUGUCAUUGGUGUCCAACUCAUGGGCUCGAGUGAUCCUCCAUCCUCAGACUUUGGAGUAGCUGGGACUGCAGGUGCAUGCCACCAUAAGCUUCAGAUAGGUUUUUUUUGUUUUUUUCAGUACUAGAGAUUGAACCCAGAGGCUUCUCACUGAACUACUUCCCUAGCCUUUUUAAAAAUUUUAUUUUGAGAUACGGUCUCACUAAAUUGCCCAGGCUGGAUUCAAAUUUUUACAAACCUUCUUCUUCAGCCUCCCAGAGCCCUGGGAUUACAAAUUUGCACCACUGUGCCUAGCUUUCUAGGAUCCAGUCUUGUGUUUUGUGGGUGUUUUUGUUCAUUUUUGUUGUUUGGGUGCUGGUGGUCAAACCUAGGGUCUUGCAAAUGGGCUGUACCACUUAGCUAUACACCCCAGGCCUCUUAUUACUUGUUUAUAAAUAACAUUUUUGCUUUGGUAUUUUUAAAAGCUAUACUUUGGGAUAACUUAAAUCUCACAUGAAACUGAUAAAAUGAGACAUCUUGCAUACCUUUCAUUCAGCUUCCCUGAAAUGUAACUAAUAUUAAGCCAAGAAAUUGACAUUGGUGUGACUAUUUGGUUGUGAGAGGGAAGUGGCAAAAAUAACCCGACUUUACCAUGUGUGUACUGACAGUUUUGGAAGUGGCUUAGAAGGCCAUAAAGCAUGUCCUGAUCUCAAAAUUUAUAUGGACUCAUAGAAUUCUGUGCAAAGGGAUGUCAGGGUCCAUAGCUGGUACUUAGCUAGGUUACGGUUAUUAUACCUGUAAAGCUAAAAUAUUUGGGGAGUGAGACCACCUCUGUCAUCUGGGUGGCCCGUGGCUAGAUAAUUAAACCACGAGAUGGAACAGUUAUCUUCGUUGUGACACGUUUUGAGGGGUUUUUGUUUUGCUUUAGUUGUGCUGCUGGGGACCAACCUAGGGGCUUUGUGCAUGCUGAACACACCGAGUUACACCCACUGACCACUGCCCGUGUAAUGUUUGUGUUUAUUUGCUACUUAGUUUUUGGCACUUUAAUUUUUUAUUCAUAAUGUGGGUUCGCUGAACACAUGACAGUUUUAAAUCUAUUUUGAGGCAAGAGAGGUAUCUUAUAAGUCUGCAUCUCCAUUCUACAGAGGAAAAACAGGUUAGAAAGUUUACUUUUUCUAAGAUUGUGGUAGGUCCAUCAUUCAAACUCUGUCACUGCCAGCCCUGUGACUUAGUCCUUAGAAUUGUAGUGCAGGCUGUCCAUGGUGCCACACACCUGUAAUCCCAGGAAUCGUGAGGCUGAGGCUGGGGGUUUGCUGAGAGUUUGAAGCCAGCCUGGGCUACAUGGUGAGUUCAAGGCCACUUUAAAUGACAUAGAAUGUGUCUCAAAAAAAGGAAGGAAGGAAUUAGAAAAGAAAGUUAGUUGUGGUAUGGUGCUGCCUUUGAUCCUCAUCUUACCAAAAAUAUAUGUGUGUUGGGGGGGGAUUGUUGAGGAUUGAACCCUGGGCCUCAUGCAAGCCAGGCAGAUACUAUACUGAGCUACCUCCCCAAUUCCCUUUGCCUGAAAUUAUUAAAUGCAGGAAAAUAUUGAAUAAAUAUAAAAAUGAAAUGGUGACGAAAACAAAAGACAAAGCCAGGUACAAUGGCACAUGCCUGUAGUCUUAGCACACUGGAAAGCUGAGGCAGAAGGAUUGCAAAUUCAAGUCCUGCAUAAACAACUUAAUGAUUUUCUGUCUCAGAAAAAGGUUGGGUUCAUUUCCUGUAACAAAGUACUGAAAGAGGAGUGCACACCUUAAUUACUUCCAUGUUAUUAAAUGCAAUUCUGACUUCUAGCCAGGGGUGUCCCACACACAACCCCCAAAUCCACAAAGCAGUGGAGGUGAGAGUGGUGGAUGACCAGAUAGCAACACUCAGCUCUUUCAGUAGGGAUUGUGGAGCCUGGUCAGCCUGCAAUCUUUGCGACUUACCUUUGGUCAGCAGCUUGGCUGUUCUUGGCAGAGUCAUACUGUAUUUUGGCUGCCUCUCCAGUAACUUGGACAUCCUGGGUGUAAGGCACAAGGGGAUGGGGCUGUUGGACCUGGCAGGGGACCAGAUGGACCUGGCGCUCAGCACCUUGGGUCAUACGCUGGCCCCUGAGAAUGGAUCCAGGUCCCUUGUGUACUUCCUAGCUCCCAGCACCUGCAGUGCUCAGCCUAUGAGAGGUAACAUAAGAUCCUGCAUGGAGCUGGGGCUACUGGCGCACACCUGUCAUCCCAGCAUUCUGGGAGGCUGAGGCAGGUAGCCUGCAAGUGUGAGACCAGCCUGGGCAACUUAGACCCUAAAACAACUUUUUAAAGGGGCUGGAGGUAUAGCUCAAUGGUACAGCACUUGCCUGGCAUACAUGAGGUCUUGGAUUCCUCCCUGUGAGGAGGGCUCAGAAUGGUAGAGCACUAGAGCAGAGGCACUUGAGUCUCAGGACCAAAAAACACCCAAAGAUACUGGGAAUCUUAACACGAACACUUUCAAGUCCCCCUCCUCCCCUUUUUUUGGUACUGGGAAUUGAACUCAGAACCUUGUGCUUGCAAGGCAUGGUGCCACUGAGCUAAAUCCCGGGCCCCCUUGUUUUUUUUGUUUUUUUGUCUUUGUUUUGGGUUUUUUUGGUACUGGGGAUCGAAAUGGGGUCCUUGUGUUUUCGAGGCAGGCAGCGGAACCACUGAGCUAAAUCCCCGGCCCCUUGUUUUUUGUUUUUUGAGACAGUCUCACAGUCUUCCAGGCGGGCCUCAUCUCGAACUCAUGACAGUCCGUCUGACUCAGCCUCCCAGCUGCUGGGCAAGAGUGUGCAGCACCACACCCAUCUCCCACUUUCUUUUUUUUUUUAAUUUUAAUUUUUAUUUUAUUUUAUUUAUUUAUUUAUUUAUUUUUUUGCCACUUUCUUAAAAAAAAGUUUUGGAAGUGCUGAGGAUGAAACCCAGGGCUUUGCACAUGAUAGGUAGAUGCUCUCCCAUUGAGCUACACUCUCACCAUUUAAAUUUUAUUCUUAAUUAGAUUUUCCAGACCAGUCCAAGGGUUGUCUUCAGCGGGGCCCUUCCUGCAAAAGAUCCUAUCUCUGCUGGGUGUGGUGGUGCACAUCCACAAUCCCAGCAGUCAGGAUGCUGAGGCAGAAGGAUCACUGCAAGUUUGAGGCCCGCCUGAACUACAAAGGGAGACCCUGGCUCAAAAAACCAAAAAGAAGAAAAGAAAAAUGGUGUCCCUGCUGUUGUGAUUAGACAAGCCCCCCCCCCCAAAAUAAAUAAAUAAA
Molecule: messenger RNA, 4723 nt
Organism: Heterocephalus glaber (naked mole-rat)
Lineage: Eukaryota; Metazoa; Chordata; Mammalia; Rodentia; Bathyergidae
Gene: Timm29
Product: translocase of inner mitochondrial membrane 29
Biological process (GO): protein insertion into mitochondrial inner membrane
Cellular component (GO): TIM22 mitochondrial import inner membrane insertion complex
Source: RefSeq, a predicted model, not a curated record